ACUACUACUACUACUAGUCUAAAUACUUCAAAGGGGAUAUAAGAUUCAACUCUAAUUAAACAGAAAAACUCGCCUACAUUUUCUGCCUAAACAAUGGAUUGGCAAGGACAAAAGGUAGCAGAGCAACUGAUGCAGAUAAUGCUGGUGGCAUUUGCAAUUGCAGCAUUCAUAACGGGCUAUGUUCUCGGAUCAUUUCAACUGAUGCUGUACAUAUAUGCAGGGGGAGUUGUCUUGACCACUUUGAUCACCAUUCCUAAUUGGCCAUUCUUCAACCGUCAUCCGCUCAAGUGGUUGGAUCCCAGCGAGGCUGAAAAGCAUCCUAAACCACAGGUGGUUGCAAGUUCAGUUUCUAAGAAAAAGCCCAACAAGAAGUAGCCCGUCUUAGAUAAUUAUAUCAGGUUUAGUCGGGUUAGUCAUAUCAGAAAUUAUGUUCUUGGAUUUCUUUUAAUGUUUACCUGGAUAAACCUUGUAUACCUUCUCUUAUGGAUCGGCCAGAAAAUUGAAAGCAAAAUCCUUUUAAGGAUUAGAGAUUUCUGAUUUUAAA
This is a messenger RNA of Erigeron canadensis, 544 nucleotides long. Its product is annotated as probable signal peptidase complex subunit 1. The coding region runs from base 94 to 375 and encodes 93 amino acids. Gene Ontology annotation, biological process: protein targeting to ER. The record is from RefSeq and is a predicted model, not a curated record. NCBI's taxonomy places the organism in Eukaryota, Viridiplantae, Streptophyta, Magnoliopsida, Asterales, Asteraceae. The transcript is spliced from 2 exons. Gene Ontology annotation, cellular component: signal peptidase complex; endoplasmic reticulum membrane.